AGGGUCACCUGGUAAUCUGCCACUAUUGGGAUGGGUUAGUGGUACGUGUGAGGAGCCUGCCUGUGUUCAGAUCAUGGCCUGCUUUCUACCACUGCAUGGGCUGCUCUACAGGAAUUCCCCAGCCCCCUGAUGUGACUGGGCUUUGUGGUUCCAAACUGUCAUACGUUUCUAGCUAGAUGGAAAGUUAUUCUGGACAUUGCUUCUGAGCUUGGCUUAGGUCUUUUACAUUAGUUUUAUAUUCCUCUAGCCACUUUGUGUUUAGGCCUGCUUUGUUGUGGCAUAUCAGUGCAAAGAGAAGGAUCCAUACCUCCUGCAGUCUAUUUACUAGAAAGAGCUUGUUUUAACAUGACUUGAGGGCAUGUUAGCUCAUAGGCUGUUAAAAAAUAUCUUGCUGCAUUCAGGUUACUUCCACCUGUGACCCAGCUUGUACGCAUAUUGUAAUCAAGUAUCUUGCGUAGUGCUUUGUACAUUGAUAAAUGACUUCGUAAAUAUUUCUGCUUAAUAUAUUGCCAAACAUGUUUUUCCUUUUUUUAGGGGGAGUGGGGUGGGGUGGUGUCUGUGUGUCUGUUUUUAAAUCAGUGCAUACCUCGUUUGACACCUUGUUUAUUUCUUUGGGGACUGUGGAUGCUUGAGGGUGGCUCUCCUGAUAAGGUGUUAAUGUUCAAUUUCAGAAGGAUGAAAAUCCAACUAAUAAAAUCUCCUCCCUUCCGUUGUUGUGAAAUACCAUCUAUGCAACAGAAGGUGUAACAGAGGUUAUGUAGCAUUUUAAGGUCUCACCCCAUCGUGCUGUCCUCCUAUAAGCCUGUUGCUAAAAGUCCUCAGGGCUUGGAGGGAAGCUGGUUCAAUGGCCAGUGCCUGUUAGGGUAUAGAGUCGACCACCUGAACUGAGUGUGUGUAUUUCCUGUCAGUGUCCUAGGAACAGCUCAUGAAGAGGAAGUUCAUUUGUGGCAUUCUGAACUUCUUUCUGUUCACGUUAAAAUGGCGAUGAAUUGUUAGUGCCCUUAAAUUAGAGAGCUGUGAUUGCAGCAAAUGCCCAGGCAGAGGGAGCUUCUGACCUGCACAAGUUCUUUUUUUUUUUUUUCAAGAAUGUAUUCUUUCAUGGCAGAAAUAUCUUGAGAUGUGUGAAGAUAAUGGCGUGGCUUGGGAAAAUAUUUUAUUGGCAAAGUCAUCUUUGUAUUUUUAACCACUGAAGUGUCACUCCAGCAAUUAGUUUUCAAGUGGGCUCAACAUGUAUUUUUUAUGAAGUACUUGAAAAUGCAGGCAGAGCUCUCAUUUGCUUCCCCCACCAGUUUCCACCUACUGAUUUCACUGAGAGGAUGUAUGAAUUUUAUGAAGCAAAAAGAGAAGAAUUCAAACAAGCAGGGGGCAGCUUUAAUAUAAAAGUGUGCAGCACAUUGUAUUAUGCAUGUAGAAUGAAAUCAGUCAUGCUAUGUAAAAGUCACUUUUCUUGUCAGUGGUACAUGUUUGAAGUUGUAUGAAAACAUCCUUUUUCUGUUGGAAAAAGAAGACCUAUUUGGUAUUGGUUUUUUGUUUUUGUUUGUUUUCUAACAGUAAAGAGGGGUGUAUUAGUAUUUCGUGACAAUGGAAGAAAAAGAAAUCUGAGGUAUGGUGGCUCCCAGGCUGAAGGGAGGAGCUUGCCCAGCAGUGACACCCAGGGAGAUGAGCUCAUGGGAGGUCAGCUCUGGUGGAUGGUAACCAGGCCCUGUACUCUCCGCCUAGUUGUGCCAAGUGUAUGGUAGGGAUUUUCUGCUUCCUCAGAAUGUUUCUAUCUUUUUAAAUAGUGCUCCAUAACUGCAAACAGAGUGGGCCUCAGGUGUGUCUGAGAGAGCUCCUCUCUGGCAGGCACACAGCUUUUAAGUUAAACUGGGGAGUUUCUAGUUAGGAAUCCAGAAAGAACUACAGCUCCCAGUGGCCCACGCGCCACCUCCCUCCCGUGCCCGGUGGCAGACGGAAGCACAGCAGCAGUGUUGAGAAGGCCGGCGGUGAGGAAGUGGUUGUGGCCUGGGCCUGACUGGGCCAUGGAGUUCUCCAGACAGCUCUAUGCAAUCAGCGAGGCGCUGGACAGGGCUGAGCUGGCGGCUAUGAAGUUUCUCAGCUUGGAGCACGUCCCUGUGAGGAAGCAGGAAGCCAUUGAGGAGCCCAAGGCCUUCUUCCAGGUGCUGCUGGAGAAAGGCAUGAUCGAGGCAGGGGACCUGGCCUUCCUGCGGGAGCUGCUCUACCGGAUCAAUCGGAUGGACCUCUUGGCUGCCCAGCUGGGCUCCAGCCGAGAGGUGAUGGAGAGGGAGCUUCAGAUCCCAGGCAGGGCACGGGUGUCACCGUUCAGGUACCUGCUCUAUCAGCUGUCAGAAAACAUCACGAAAGAGGAGAUGAAGUGUUUCAAAUUUCUUUUGGGGAAAGAAUUACCAAAAUGCAAGCUAAGCCCUGAAACUACAAUGCUCGACGUUUUCACUGAGAUGGAGAAGAAGGGGAUUUUGGGAGAAGACAACCUCACUGUCCUGAAGACUCUUUGUGAAAAAAUUGACAAGAGCCUGUUGAAGAAAAUUGAAGAAUAUGAAUUAAACCUAUUUGGUGAAGAAGAGAUGCUUGUAACAGAAGGACAGAGGAGCAGCACAGGAGUCCCUGAAGCCUGUCCCAGAUUGCGGGCAUCAUGUGUGGCACACGAUUCUCCUGGCAGUUGUGAUCAGUUUUCCCAGCUUGAAGCUUACAAAAUGACCAGCCGACCCCGUGGAGUAUGCCUGAUCCUGAAUAAUCACAAUUUUGCAAAAGCCAGGAAAGAAGUCCCAGAACUCAAAAAGAUGAAUGAUCGGAAUGGGACAGACGUGGAUGCAGCUGCUCUGAGCAAAGUCUUCAGCACCCUUCAUUUUAAGAUAGAAGAAUAUAAAGACCUCACUGCAGAAGAAAUCCGUAAGAUUGUGAACAUCUACCGGUGCAAAGAUCACAAUGACAAAGACUGUUUUGUUUGCUGUGUUCUCUCUCAUGGAAAAAAAGGCAUUAUAUAUGGUGUUGAUGGACAGGAAGUACCUAUCCAGGAACUGACUACUUCUUUCACUGGGCAGAAUUGCCACUCACUUGCUGGAAAACCAAAAGUCUUCUUUGUUCAGGCAUGCCAAGGUGAUGCUCGCCAGAAAGGUGUAACCAUUGAAACAGAUUCUGGAGAGCAAGAUUCUUCUCUAGAAACAGAUGCAAGAUUUCAGCUUGAGUGCAUCCCCUCAGAGGCAGACUUCCUCUUGGGCAUGGCUACCUUGCAAGACUAUGUUUCCUAUAGAAGCUCAAGCCAGGGGAGCUGGUACAUACAGUCACUAUGCCAGCACUUGGAGAACAGCUGUCCUCGAGGAGAAGAUAUUCUCACCAUCCUGACAGCUGUGAAUCAAGAGGUGAGCAGAAAGAUUGACAAACAGAAUGCAGCGAAGCAGAUGCCACAGCCCAGUUUCACACUGAGGAAAAAGCUCAUCUUUCCUGUCAACUAAACAAGAAAGAACAGCAGAGCAAGAGGAGCUGCAGCAGCUUUAAACAGCUGGUAUCAGCUAAGAAUUUGGUUAAAUAUAACAGACUUUCAGUGUCUACUGGUAGCACAAAUGCAAAUGUUUUUAUUGAUAAUAGAGAAGGAGCAAAAGUCUUAAGAACUUAGUAUUAAUUUGUAUGACACUUUAUACCUGAGAGCAUCUCACCUGGUCUUGAAUUUGUAGUUUACUAGCAUAAAAUACACUCAGGGUCCUUUCAGCUGUACCACAAUUGCUGUUUCUUUAUUAAGAUAUAUUGCAAAUGCAAGUUUAAGAAGACAACAGUUAUAAAGCCUUGUGUAUUUUAUACUGACUUCUCUAAAAUAAAAGGGGGGGCUGCUGAUUUUACAGGAUACACACAUCAGUGUGUUUUGUUACUUUCUCCCCCCCUUUAAAUCGUUUAGGUUUAGAGUCUUGGUAUUCCUUAAGAAAAAGUCAAGAACUUGUCCUGCAGCAUACUUAGCAGUUCAUAGUUGUGACCUGCAUUUCAGAGUAUUCUCUACCCCUAACAUCUUUACAUUCAAAUCUAUUACACAGGUGCAGCUUUAUGCUUCAAGAUGUUCACUUACCUUGCUGACCUUUGAGUCACAGUUGUAGGCAUAGAAAAAGAAGAAUUUACUAGAUAAGUGAACAGCUCUUUAGAAACAUUAUAUUGCCUAUAUUGCCUCUGUGAUUAGUAUGUGCACAGAACAGGGAUUUUUCACAAGCUUUGAGUAAAAGCUAAAGCUUUUUUACUCCCUUUA
Cygnus atratus (black swan) is the source of this 4243-nucleotide messenger RNA. It is a transcript of the gene CASP8, whose product is annotated as caspase 8. The coding region runs from base 2019 to 3467 and encodes 482 amino acids. The record is from RefSeq and is a predicted model, not a curated record. The transcript has 9 exons. Lineage: Eukaryota; Metazoa; Chordata; Aves; Anseriformes; Anatidae. Gene Ontology annotation, biological process: proteolysis; apoptotic process; negative regulation of extrinsic apoptotic signaling pathway via death domain receptors. Gene Ontology annotation, molecular function: cysteine-type endopeptidase activity; protein binding.